Molecule: messenger RNA, 601 nt
Organism: Drosophila persimilis
Lineage: Eukaryota; Metazoa; Arthropoda; Insecta; Diptera; Drosophilidae
Exons: 2
Coding region: 28-540 (170 amino acids)
Source: RefSeq, a predicted model, not a curated record
CUGGCUCUGCUGGCUGUCAGCAUUUCGAUGGCGGCGUCGCUCCACAGCAGGCCGAAGUCCUGGACCUACACACUGAAAGAGACCAGCAGUCAUAGCAGCAACGAGAGCAUCGUGAAGGCCGACACACGCAUCGAGCGCAUCGGUCGGGCGGAGUUCGCCCUGAGUGGAUCCCUGUUUAUUGGCGUGCAGGUGCCCGACGACCUGGAGGUGGAAGUUCUCGCCUAUCGCAGCCCGGACGGGGGGGCCAACUACAAGCUGCAGCCCUACUCGCUGCAACGCCAGGGAAUCUUUGCGGCCAUGAACAGCUUCUACAAGGACAUGAUCAUGGAGAGUGUCGCCUCCUGCUCGAAUUUGCCCCAGUUCACCGGGGAACUUACGGUGCUGGCGGCCCAGACAUUCAAUUACGAUAAGUGCCAGAUAAGUACCGAUUCAUUCCCCCAGUACUUGCCCGAUGGCUGGUACAAGCUCAACUUUGUCACAUACGGCUUCGUCGAGGUCGUUUGGGAGCUAAUCAUCAUCAUUGAAAAGAAGGCCCUCUAGUCUCUGACGCCAGAAUCUGGAGAUCUUUCAAAUAAAGGGAGCAAUUAUGCAGGCUUUUAAA